AUGUCGGGAAUGGAUGUGAUUGGAGCUAUUGAUCCUCCUGUUUCAAAUGGGCAUCGAUUCAUUCUAGUGGCGAUUGAAUAUUUCACUAAAUGGUUUAAGGUCAGAUAUCGAAAUUCUACAAUUUAUAGGCCUCAAAUGAAUGGAACCGUGGAAGCUACAAAUAAGAAUUUGAUGAAGAUCAUUCGUAAGAUAACUGAAGCACACCGGGAUUGGUAUGAGAAACUGCCUUCUGCAUUGAUGGCGUACAGAACUAUGAUCAGGACUUCUACUAGAGCAACUCCACAUCUUAUGUUUCGAAUAGAAGCAGUAUUGUCUGUAGAAGUUGAAAUCCCUUCCUUACGCAUUCUGAUGGAAGCUCAAAUAGAAGAAGCUGAAUGGAUCAGAGAAUGCCAUGAGCAAUUGUCUCUAAUUGAUGAAAAGAGGUUGAAUGUCGUCUGUCAUGGACAAUGUUAUCAACGAAGAAUGGCUCGUGCUUAUAACAAAAGGUUAAAUCUCGUUUAUUUGAAGAUGGAGAUAAGGUCUUGA
Coffea eugenioides is the source of this 525-nucleotide messenger RNA. RefSeq lists its product as uncharacterized. The transcript has 3 exons. Gene Ontology annotation, biological process: DNA integration. Bases 1 to 525 code for a protein of 174 amino acids. NCBI's taxonomy places the organism in Eukaryota, Viridiplantae, Streptophyta, Magnoliopsida, Gentianales, Rubiaceae. Gene Ontology annotation, molecular function: nucleic acid binding. The record is from RefSeq and is a predicted model, not a curated record.